Messenger RNA from Phyllostomus discolor (pale spear-nosed bat), 550 nucleotides. Its product is annotated as cytochrome P450 2C42-like. Gene Ontology annotation, cellular component: intracellular membrane-bounded organelle; cytoplasm. The transcript has 3 exons. Lineage: Eukaryota; Metazoa; Chordata; Mammalia; Chiroptera; Phyllostomidae. The coding region runs from base 1 to 384 and encodes 127 amino acids. Gene Ontology annotation, biological process: xenobiotic metabolic process. Gene Ontology annotation, molecular function: oxidoreductase activity, acting on paired donors, with incorporation or reduction of molecular oxygen, reduced flavin or flavoprotein as one donor, and incorporation of one atom of oxygen; iron ion binding; heme binding. The record is from RefSeq and is a predicted model, not a curated record.
AUGGAAAGAAGACAAGACUCUUGUUGGGCAGGACAGUGUUCUGAGUUGGAUCUAGAAAGCAGAUGUAACACAGUAACAUCUCUGACUUCUGUGCUGCAUGAUGACAAAGAAUUCUCCCAUCCAGAGAAGUUUGACCCUAGCCAUUUCCUGGAUGAGAGAAGCAACUUUAAGAAGAGUGACUACUUCAUGCCUUUUUCAGCAGGAAAACGGAUGUGUGCAGGAGAGGGCCUGGCCCGCAUUGAGCUGUUUUUAUUCCUGACCACCAUUUUACCAAAAUUUACCUUGAAAUCUGUGGUUGACCUAACGGACAUCAAUGUUACCCCAGUUUUCAAUGGGUUUUUUUCUGUGCCACCUCCUUACCAGCUCUGCUUUGUUCCUGUGUGAAGGAAGAGCAGAACUUCUGGCUUCUGCUGUGUUGUCAUCCACAACUUACAUACCUCUGGGUGCUUUGUUCACUUCCUUCCCACUUCACCCCCUUUGCAGGAAUGCCUUCUCUGACCUCCCAUCUCACACCCAACCUUCAUUAAAGAGAAUUUCCUGAUUUCACUGC